Xiphophorus hellerii (green swordtail) is the source of this 1299-nucleotide messenger RNA. It is a transcript of the gene fgf8b, whose product is annotated as fibroblast growth factor 8b. Gene Ontology annotation, molecular function: growth factor activity. The transcript is spliced from 5 exons. NCBI's taxonomy places the organism in Eukaryota, Metazoa, Chordata, Actinopteri, Cyprinodontiformes, Poeciliidae. The record is from RefSeq and is a predicted model, not a curated record. The coding region runs from base 110 to 790 and encodes 226 amino acids.
GUUUGGCUUUCGGUGCGCAACAAGGAGGUUAAUUCAAACUAAACCGAAGGCAUCCAUCUACAGGAAUGGUAUUUCUGAGGGCAUCCAAAGCCGAAUCAGCGAAGUAUUCAUGAAGCAAUAUUUGAACUAUUACAGGAUGAGGCUGAGAACAUCGAGGUUAGGUUAUCUGUUUCUCCAGCUCGCGGCGCUUUGCUUUUACGCACAGGACACUGUGCAGUCGCCUCCUAAUUUCAAGCAGCACGUCACCGAACAGAGCCGGCUGUCGGACCGCAUGAGCCGCAGACUGACCCGAACCUACCAGCUGUACAGCCGAACCAGUGGGAAGCACGUCCAGGUCCUGGCCAACAAGCGGGUCAAUGCUAACGGGGACGACGGCGCGGUGCACGCUAAGCUGGAAGUGGAGACAGAUUCCUUUGGGAGUCGCGUUCGGAUCAAAGGGGUGAAGACGGGAUACUACAUAUGCAUGAACAAGAGAGGGAAGCUGAUUGGCAAGCGAAAAGGACGAGGCAAGGACUGCAUCUUCACCGAGAUCGUCCUGGAAAACAACUACACAGCCCUGCAGAACGCCAAGUACGAGGGCUGGUACAUGGCCUUCACGCGCAAGGGCCGCCCGAGGAAGGCCUCGAAGACCAAGCAGCACCAGAGGGAAGCCCACUUCAUGAAGCGUCUUCCGAGGGGCCACUUGCUGAGCGACAGGAGGCCAUUCGACGUCCUCCCUCUGCCCGUCCCCGCGCAGCCUCUCAGCAGGCGGACUAAACAUUCCCAUCACCAGCGCUCUGGGGGACGCUGAGGACAGAAACCACUGAAGAGGAACAACACAGAAGAACCACUUCAAGAGAAAGCAUAGUGUGAACUCAAGUGCCCACACACUUCUUUUUUUUUUUUUAUUUGCCUCAUUUCUGGACUUCUUACGUACUUCUUGGUUACUGGGUUUUAUGUACACUAUCUAAUCUGCUAGUUAUUUACAGACUGUAGCAAGAUUUCCCCCUAUCUUUGGCUAUUAAAUCAGGGCAUUUUACGUUCUGGAGAGCUCAAAAAAAAAGACAAAGAAGUCUCAUGAUGAGUUAGACGUUAGCCAGCUCAGCGUUAAAAAGAAUGUUAAAAAGUGAAGCUAGACGUGGCAGCUAUCUGUGGUUACAGCAUCUCUCAGUCGACGUGCUCUCUCGGAGAAUUAUGUAACCUGUUUUGUUUUUCUACAUAUAAGGAUAUAUUUUUACUGUAAAAAUGUAAAUUACAUCAAAGGAUGGAUAUAUUUAUUGUAGAGUGUAUAUUAAAACCACUAAAGAGUUUCGUAAGCUG